This is a messenger RNA of Monosiga brevicollis MX1, 1863 nucleotides long. RefSeq lists its product as uncharacterized. The transcript has 9 exons. The record is from RefSeq and is a predicted model, not a curated record. Lineage: Eukaryota; Choanoflagellata; Craspedida; Salpingoecidae. Gene Ontology annotation, cellular component: cilium. The coding region runs from base 1 to 1863 and encodes 620 amino acids. Gene Ontology annotation, biological process: cilium movement; cilium assembly.
AUGGCCAAGACCGUGGCCCCGCCAACAGCCACGGCCACCACCAAACACCGUCUCAUUGAUCAACACGUCUACUCUGCCAAGGAAGGCGCCGAGUCAGCCGUGCAGCCAACCCCGGCUGUCAUCCACCUCUCUGGCUUUACCGUUGGCCAGCCCGUCAAGGCCAAACUCAGCCUCCUCAACCGCAGUCAAAAACAGAUUCGCACCCAUAUCGUCGAACCCCAGACCGAGUUUUUCAACAUUGCCUACAGCCGCAAGGGCCAACUUGUUCCGGGUAGCGCGGAGGAACUCACCAUCACCUUCCGAGCCGAUGAGCUUCGCUACUACUACGACUGCAUACGCGUUCACGUCGAAGGGUCCUCCAACGUUCUCAUUCCCCUGCAUGCUUAUCCCGUCAAACCCACUCUGACACUCCCCAAGCACCACGACUUUGGAACCACGGCGCUUGAGGAAGAAAAGGCGCGCACGCUAACCUUUGGUCUGAACAUCCCCCUCGACGUGGACUUUGAAGCUCGUCUCAUCGAGGCUGGUCCAGAAUUCACCCUUGACGUUCCCAGCUACACCAUUCCCGCCGAUGGCCAAGGCGCCGUCACCGUCAAAUAUCGUCCCACUCGCUACAUUACCAGCUCGUGCAAGGUCGAGAUCAAGCUACUUACUGACAAUGCCGAAGCAGCCGUCUGCAACGUGACUGGCUACUGCCAACACGGACUUCGCUCAGCCAAGCUUGUUGAACAGGCCCUCGCACCCGAACCCACACCGGCCGAGGGCUGGUCUUUUCUCAACCAAAUUUGCUCUCGUCGCUUCCACGCUCCACCACAGGCACCGUCAGCCCUGCCAUCUGCACCGCCCACCGCACCGCCUGCCACAGCUCGAACCGGGGCCAGUCGGCGCAAGCGCAGCGGGCGCAUCACGGCUGCAAAACAAGUGCAAGAUGACAUCUCCGCCACGCAGGCCCAGCUGGUACAACUAUCAACGACACGAGGCGUUGCUCGCAUCCUCAAUCAGCACGUGGUGCAUCGCCACCCACAACACGCCAUCAGCGUUCUUGAAACCAACCCCGCGACACGCGCCCAACGCAUCAACGACUUUUUGAAGGAGAAGCAGGAACGUGACAAUCAGCCUCCUGGGGUGGGUCACGAAUCUCUUUCCAACGACGAGCGACGUCGCAUCCUAUCCGGACGUCGACAAAUCCUCGAGGAGUACGAAUAUUUGCAGGACUUGGAUGAGCAGUCAAACCGAGAAGCCCUCGCGCGCUUGACCACAGUGGUUGAUGAUCGGCCGAUGCGCACCUGUCGGCGUAUCGAGGAUGCAAAUCAGCUGCAAAUAGCGGUCCCGACACAUCUCACUUUUACACCAGAGCCGGCCAAUGAGGUGCUACGCAAAGCGCAAGCCCAUGAGCGCUUUGUUCGAGCCGCUCGAAAGGUGGUGAUCCGAUUGAGAGCAGCGCGAUACUUGGAAUAUUUUCAUCAUGCAGGCCGAGCGCGAGCGGCUCUGACCGAGGUUGACCUGGCGGCCGAGGAGGAACUGGCCGUGCGGCAGGCUUCUGCCCUGACCCAGGCCUCUGCGGUGGUUCCGUCCUUGCGACCGCAUCCAUGGAUUCCACUGCCAACAGAGCCGACCAUCGAUCUGGUCAUGACUGCGGCGAAAGUUGCACGCGAUAGUCAGAUCUCAGCCCCGACGCCGGCCCUGGGUCUGCUCGAGCUAGAAACCCCGGCAGAGUACAGACUGCUGCAGUACACACCUGUGGACAUGCGUUUGGCGAGUGAGCUACUCGCAUCAGCCUCUCAUCACAUGACCUUUGUCCCGAGCGAACCUAACAUCUGGGUAGAGGGUGAGGUCAUGCCGCGGAGAACAACAGGCAAAUGA